CGGUCGCGCUAACCGCGGAGGGAGCCGGCGAGAGGCGCGGGGAAAGGGGCGAGCGCUCCCGGCUCCUCGAGCCCGGCGCGCCAUGGCGGGCGCCGGGCGAGUACGCAGCCCAGCGGCCGCGGGCUAGCCGAGCCGGGAGGCCACUGUUGGGUCCCUCCUUCCCUCUGCGUCCCAGGCCUCGGAGCCACCGAGAGGAGGAUGAGUCCCUGGAGCUGGUUCCUGAUGCCGACCCUCUGCCUCCUGCCCGCGAGCGCAGCCCCUCCGCACGGCGCGCCCGCCUCCGCCAACUGCAAGCUCAAGGCCCAACAAAAUGAGUUGAAUUCCAUCUUGUGGACCAUAAAGCGAGACCCACUGUCUUACUUCUCUGGCACGAUCCAUGUCCCGUACACCCGGGUUUGGGACUUCAUCCCGGACACCUCCAAGGAGGCUUUUCAGCAGAGCAGCAUCGUGUACUUUGAGCUGGACCUCAUGGACCCUUACACUAUCUCGGCCCUCACCAGCUGUCAGAUGCUGCCACGAGGUGAGAACCUCCAGGACGUGCUCCCCAGGGACAUUUACGGCCGCCUUAAGCGCCACCUUGAGUACGUCAAGCUCAUGAUGCCCUCGUGGAUGACGCCUGACCAGCAUGGUAAGGGUCUCUGCGCAGACUACCUGCCACCUGCCCAGACUUACAAGCAGCCCUUUGAUCGGAGGGCGGUGAAAGUGCUGGAAAGUGGAGAGGCUCGAAGGGAGUGGGAGGCCUUUAUCUUCGACAAAAAAGGCAUCUGCCGGACCCCAGCCCCCUCGCCCGCCCCUUCAGCCUGUCAGAAGUCCUCCUAUGAGCCCAAGGGGGACACCCUGAAGCCAGCAAGAAUGGCUGGUGGCAAAGCUUUAGGCAAAGCUGCUAUCUGCAUGUUGAGGACAGAAAUCUUUACAGGUUUCAAGGGAAGUAGCCUGAAACGGUACUGUUUCAGGAGCAUGCUGGCCCCAUCCGCCAACACCCUGAUAGCCCACAUCCUUCCUUGUGAGGAUAUGAGUCAGACUCUGCAAACUAUGGUCAUCUUUGCUUUAAACCAGCCCCUCCUGCAGCAGGAGAGCCUGUGAGCGGGCGGCCUUCAGAUCCCCUAUACAACAGAGGACCUCAUCAAACACUAUAACUGCGGGGACCUCAGUUCCAUCAUCUUCAGCCAUGACAGCUCCCAGGUUCCCGAUUUCAUUAAUGCCACGCUACCACCUGUGGAGCGCAUCGCUGCUCAGGAGAUCGACAGCUACUUCCGCUGGGAGCUUAUCUACAAGAUGAACAAGAGAAUGGGGAAGCGGGUGAAGGCCCUUUUGGAGGAGUUCCCUGACAAAGGCUUUUUCUUUGCCUUUGGAGCCGGGCAUUUCAUGGGCAACAACACAGCUCUUGAUGUUCUGCGGCGCGAAGGCUAUGAGGUAGAGCACGCCCCCGCUGGACGACCCAUCAACAAAGAAGAGACCAGAAACCCGUUGUCACAGUCCGUCCCCUCUGCCGUCUUGGCUCCGGAAGCGCCUGCCCCGGAAGCUCAGGUACCGGAAGCUGGGUCUGCCGGGCCCCCACUGUUGCCGCUCCACCAGCCUCUGCCCAGAAGUCCCUACCUGCCGGGCGAGGCACGACGAAAGUUCCGGAAGAAGCGGAGGCGGCCGCAGCGGAGGCAGCGGCUCCGGCAGUUCAUCGACCUGUGGGUCCGACUGGAGGAGAGUGCUGGGAUCCCACAGCUCCAGGUCCCCGUUCUGGACAGGCGCAUCUCCGCCAAGCUGCGGCUCCCUCGCCCUGGGCAGUCUCCCCACAGCCAGAUGGUGGUCAGCAGUGCCUGCCUGUCUGUCUGGACACCUAUGUUAUGGGUGCUGGUGCUGGCUUUCCAAACAGAGACAACCCUCCUGUAAUGACCAGAGAAGCCAAGACCUGAUGCCUCGGACUUGAAGGACAGCCAUUUUGUACUCCACACUGUGCUCUGGCCCUGAUAGGCCCAACCCAGGAGAAGAGACUCAAAAUUAAAAAGCCAGCGUUGAUUCUUCUUUUCCCAAGGAAUG
This is a messenger RNA of Globicephala melas (long-finned pilot whale), 2031 nucleotides long. RefSeq names its product TraB domain containing 2A (gene TRABD2A). NCBI's taxonomy places the organism in Eukaryota, Metazoa, Chordata, Mammalia, Artiodactyla, Delphinidae. Gene Ontology annotation, biological process: negative regulation of Wnt signaling pathway. The record is from RefSeq and is a predicted model, not a curated record. Gene Ontology annotation, molecular function: metalloendopeptidase activity. Gene Ontology annotation, cellular component: membrane.